CUCAUACCAAAGACAUUUUUAAUUUGUUCUGUAAACACAAAAAAAAUCUUGCCAUUCUUCACUGAUUGGUAAAAAUCGGGAGGAUGACGAAAGCUGUUGCGACGACAUUUUUGUCGCUAAAUUUCUGUAUGUAUUCUAUAGUCUUGGCCAUUGGAGGCUGGGCUACUAACAAAGCCAUCAAUGAAGGGUUCUUUAUUGGCUCAGGAUUCGAUCUGCCUGAGCAAUUCUCUCCGAUAUGUUAUUCAAUGGGGAAUGCAGCCACGGGAUUCUUCGUCGUGUUUUCUCUUAUCGCCAGCGUGUUUGGGGUCGCGUCUCUCAUAGUCGGCAUUGACCAUAUCCGGCAUUGGAACAGUGAUGGUUCAAGUGCUAUGCCAUCUGCUGUUUCAGCGGCUACUGUUGCCUGGAGUCUCACUGCUCUUGCCAUGGGGAAAGUGGAGCUGAAGACAGAAGAAUUUGUUUUAGGGAACGUUAUCGAUGCAGUGGUUACCCAAGCUAUGAUUCCACUGGAGGAGAAGAAUUUAAAGUUACUUCAUGAUGUCCCUGACCGGAUCAGAUCCCUCACCCUAUACGGAGAUCAAAUUAAGCUUCAGCUCGUUCUCUCGGAUUUCUUGCUCAGUGUAGUGAAUCACUCACCUUCUUUGGAUGGUUGGGUGGAAAUCCGGGUGGUCCCUGGCUUGAAGCUGAUGCAAGAUGGGAAUGCAUUCAUCUGUGUCCAGUUCAGGUAACCUCUACAAUAUAUUUUUUUAAAAAGUUCAUGUCAAUACUCCAAGGAAUUUGAGGUUUUACAUGUACACUCUAAGAUUGCGUGAUCGUGACAAGUGUUCCCAAGAUUUAAAUAUUUUUACACAAAUACUUCAAGAUUACAAAUUGAUCGCAUAUACUCGUGAAAAAAUGGGGGAUCAAUGU
Molecule: messenger RNA, 906 nt
Organism: Cuscuta campestris
Lineage: Eukaryota; Viridiplantae; Streptophyta; Magnoliopsida; Solanales; Convolvulaceae
Source: the annotation of a GenBank genome assembly